ACUCCUCCUGCUCCGAUCCCAGAUCGCUAAAACCCUAAUUUAUAAAUCCCCUCCUCCCUCCUCCUCCGCCUCGCCUCCCCCUCACUCUGCACACUGCUCGAACCGCGAAGUCCCAAGCAAGCCUCUCUUCGCCCUCGCCUCGUUUCUUUCCAGUUUAUAAAGAAUCACUCCCCGAAAAAGCGAUGGCAGUUGCGUUUUACGACCUUGGCUCUGCAGCAGGACUGAAGAAGCUUGAUGAAUACCUCCUCACACGGAGCUAUAUAACUGGGUACCAAGCUUCAAAGGAUGAUAUCACUGUGCAUGCUGCACUUCCGAAGCCCCCAUCAUCUGAAUUUAUCAAUGUAUCUAGGUGGUAUAACCACAUUGAGGCUCUACUGAGGAUUUCUGGUGUUUCUGCGGAAGGUUGCGGUGUUGUUGUUGAGGGUUUUGCUCCAAUCACCGAGGAGGCAAUUGCAACUCCCCUGUCAGUGACACAAAGGCAAGCUGCAGCUGCAGAGGAUGAUGACGAUGAUGACGUAGAUUUGUUUGGUGAAGAGACUGAAGAGGAGAAGAAGGCUGCUGAGGAACGUGCAGCUUCUGUCAAGGCAUCUACAAAGAAGAAAGAAUCUGGCAAGUCUUCUGUGCUGUUGGAUGUGAAGCCAUGGGAUGAUGAGACUGACAUGAAAAAGCUCGAGGAAGCAGUAAGAAGCAUCCAAAUGGAAGGGUUGUUUUGGGGAGCAUCCAAACUCGUACCUGUGGGCUAUGGCAUAAAGAAAUUGCAAAUUAUGCUGAGCAUUGUGGAUGAUUUGGUUUCGGUCGACUCUCUCAUUGAGGACCAACUUACGGUUGAACCAGUGAAUGAAUACGUCCAGAGCUGCGACAUUGUCGCUUUCAACAAAAUAUAAUUUAUGCGAUGUAUUGAGGUUGGCCCAAGUGUCUUCUCGUUGACUUUGUGGCUGCUUUUUGGGCAUCUUAUCACCCUGAGUUCUAUGCUGGACUAGAUUUAAGAGAUGUAUUUCUAUGUUCAUGGAUUUGGAAUCAGUAUUUUACUUGGUUAAUGUCACAAUGUUCCGAUUGUAGUCUUGAUCUUUUAUUCUUUCGACAUUGUGUGCAACAAGUAUUGAUACUGUAUUUGGUAUGGAGUAAUCAUUUUGAUCCAAACUCUGAGGCUAGUUGUUGUUGCCCCA
Molecule: messenger RNA, 1166 nt
Organism: Eucalyptus grandis
Lineage: Eukaryota; Viridiplantae; Streptophyta; Magnoliopsida; Myrtales; Myrtaceae
Product: elongation factor 1-delta 1
Exons: 8
Coding region: 183-884 (233 amino acids)
Biological process (GO): translational elongation
Cellular component (GO): cytosol; eukaryotic translation elongation factor 1 complex
Molecular function (GO): translation elongation factor activity; guanyl-nucleotide exchange factor activity
Source: RefSeq, a predicted model, not a curated record